AGUGUGUUCGCGUUCCCCAGUGAGUGCGCUUCACAGAGGUGCGCAGUGUGAUUUGCCACUCUUUUAUGUUUACGUCGCGUCCGCGCCAAGCGGGGGUCUGCUCCAUCUCGUACGUAGAAGAGGACUGCUGUGGCGGCUAAUUUCUUCUUUUCCGAGACUGGACUUCUUCACACCUGUACUUUCCUUCGACGAAGACAGUGACAUUCGCUGUUCCUGCCCAUAGUGCCGGUGUGACAUCCAACAGGCAGAGAGGACGCUCGCUUGGUAGUUCAGCAGAGUAGGCGGACGUCAGCCGUGUGUGAAAAAUAUCUGAAUUCGACGUCUGUGGAAUUUCAUUUACCUUCCACCGUGACACUGUACUAAAGUUACGCCACUCAACGAUACAGAAGAGUGCCAGCGCCGCAGAAGGACGCCACCCAGGUGGAUGGACCAGAAAUGUUGACAGAGCUCCAGGAGCAGGACAUCACCAUCUGUCUCUUUUCGCUGAGAAGGUACGGAGGAGUCAAGGACAAUAGUUGCAGAUGACGCUUAUUAACGAUUUUUCAAACAAAAUGAUGUUGAUAAGGCUGUCUUUGCUGCUUGUUAUGCUUCCAUACAUGGAAGCCAACUGGUGUCUAACAAAUAGAAAAGAAGUGAGCCCGAAACGUUUCAUGUAUUAUCAAGGACGAACAUCAGACAUACGUUUAGAAGCUUCAGACAGGAUAACACACCAACUGGCCAGUCAUAUCUUCAAAAUAUUCUUAGAAGAAGUACUUGGAUAUGCUUAUGUGUCUGUAGUGAAAGGGAAAGAAUAUAGCAAUGAAACUGAGAUAUUGGGACACCUUUCUGUACCUCUGAAUGGCAGCAGUCCUGCUCAACAACUGCCACCAUCCAUGAUAAAUGUUGAAGUAUGGCUACCAGCCCAAUACAAUGCUGCCAAUUAUUCUGAAUAUUAUGGAGUGAAAGACUGUGGUCUGAUUGCACCUCCUGGAAGAUUUGGUUGGUUUAUUCCAUCGAAGCUCUCAUAUAUGACACCUGGAAUGGACCACUGGAAAUUCUUCACAAAUCAUAAAGAAGUUAGCAUAUUUGAUGUUAAAGGUGAUAAAGAUAUGGAUUUUAUCCGAAAGCAUAUGAAGGAUAAAUCAGCAAACAGUUACUACUGCCGAACUGACUUCUGUGAGAAUGGCAUAUAUUCACCUGAUUGGUGUUCUGACUCUACAAAGAAUAACACAGCAAACUGUGCUCUUUUGUUGGCUGGAUAUCCAGGUCAAACAGCAUUUGUGGUGGAUCAUAUAAGAGAACUUCGUUUAUAUGUUAAAGUAGCGUGGUUAGGCCCAAAUUUGAAAAAUGUAACUGAAACUUUAACAAACAGUUAUGUUAAAAGCGGUGUGAAAAAAUCUCUUAUUAUUCUAUCUUGGACACCGAGUUUGAUUACUGCAGCUGAUGAUGAUGAUUUCACACUUGUAACAUUUCCUGAAUGCAAUCCAUUCUCAUCCCAUACUGAAAUUGGCUGCAAAUAUGAGUUACACAGGCUCGCUAAAUUUGCUUGGUCAAAAAUUAAAGAUGGAGCAACACCUGCUUAUCAGGCACUACUCAAGAUGACAUUUUCAAGAGAGGAUUACCAGAAUCUUCUUAAAAUUUACAAAAAAACUAGCAACAAACAUAAUAUAAGCAGUAUUGCUUGUGCCUGGAUGCAUCAGAAUGAAGAGGUUUGGGAAUCAUGGAUACCUAGGCUGGAAGAUAAGAAUGUGCUUCACAUUGGAGGAAUAUUUCCUAUAUCUUCAUCAUCAUCUAGUUCUGCCAAAGGAAUUGUCAGAGCUGUACAGUUGGCAUUUGUUGCCAUAAAUCGCAAUGAAAGUGUGCUAAGGGACUAUGUGUUACAACCUCUUCUUAAUGAUGGUCAGUGUGCUGCUGACAAGGUGAUGAAAAUAUUCAUAGAUUAUAUUUUGUAUGGAAGCUACAAUACACUUGCAGGAAUUCUAGGCCCAGCGUGCUCUGAUACUGUUGAACCACUGGCAGGAGUCACAAAGUAUUAUAAAACAGUUGUAAUAAGCUACAGUGCAGAAGGCUCUAGUUUUUCAGACAGAACUAAAUAUCCAUAUUUCUUCAGAACAAUUGGUGAAAAUCAGCAGUAUACUGAUGUAUAUCUGAGCUUAUUUAAGAGACUGAAUUGGACAAGGGUUGCUGCAUUGACUGAGGAUGGCCAAAAGUACACUGAAUAUAUAUCCCACUUACAGGAUUUGUUACAAUCUAAUGACAUUCAGUUUGUAACAAACAGAAAGUUCCCGCGUGAUAGAAACAAGGAUGCAAUGGCAAAAUACUUGCUGGAAUUUAAAAGUAAGAAUGUUCGCAUCAUAAUUGGAGACGUAUAUGACCAUGCUGCAAGAUCUCUUAUGUGUGAAGCUUACCGGCAAGAAAUGACAGCAAAGCAGGGAUAUGUUUGGUUUCUUCCUCUGUGGCUAGAUCCUGACUGGUAUGAUACAGAGAGACACCCAAAAGAGAAUCUCACUUGCACUAAAGAACAAAUGGUUCAGGCCAUCAAUGGUCAUUUAGCUCUUAGUCAUGCAUACUUUGCACCUAACGACAGUAUCAUGCAAGAGAAUAAAACAGUUGGGCAGUGGAUGGAACAAUAUAAAAAUGCAUGCAAUACAACUAAUGGAGAGAGGAUGUCAAACUAUGGAGGCUAUGCCUAUGAUGCAGUGUGGACCUAUGCUCUUGCAUUAGACAAACUGUGGAAAGAGAACCAGUCACAUUUCUCUAACAUUCAUAAUGAUAGUACCACAAGACGUUUUGUAGACCUCAUUGGGGAGACUGAUUUUAAUGGUGUAUCAGGACAUAUAAACUUUAGGGGAAGACCUUCUCGAAUAACAACUGUUAAUAUUGUCCAGUGGCGUAAUUAUUCAACGUACAUUGUUGGCUCAUUUAAACCUAAUAUCUCAGAAGACAAUAAGCCACGUGGUGGAACUUUACAUUUCAAUGAAUCUGCAGUAGUGUGGCUUUCACCUGAUGGAAAGCUGCCCAGUGAUGGUACAGAACCACCAUCAGUCUGUUAUGUUCAAGGUCUUGCAGAUGGUCUUGGAGUUACUUGUGAGAUAGCUGUUGUAGUGGCAAAUGUCAUAGGCUUCAGCAUUCUUGGGAUAUUGCUGAUAAUUGCCUUUAUUUUUGUAAAGAGAAGGUAUGAGAAGAAAGUUCAGCUGACCAAAAGAUACAUGGAGCAUCUUGGCAUUGAUUUGCUAUCAGCGUCAAAUCUGGGAACUCUUGACAAAUGGGAGAUUCCACGUGAUAGAGUAGUCAUCAACCGAAAGCUUGGAGAAGGAGCAUUUGGCACUGUGUAUGGAGGAGAAGCCCACUUUGCUGAGAAAGGAUGGGUUGCAGUUGCUGUCAAAACAUUGAAGGUUGGUUCUUCAACAGAAGAAAAACUGGAUUUCUUAAGUGAAGCUGAAGUCAUGAAACGCUUUGAACACAAAAACAUCGUAAAACUAUUGGGUGUCUGUACAAAAAAUGAACCUGUCUACACUGUUAUGGAGUUUAUGCUGUAUGGGGAUCUGAAAACAUUUCUUCUGGCUCGGCGACAUUUAGUAAACGACAGACUUACUGAAGAAUCAGAUGAAGUAUCAAGCAAAAAGUUGACUUCAAUGGCUCUGGAUGUAGCAAGAGCACUCAGCUACCUUGCUGAUUUGAAAUUCGUUCAUCGUGAUGUCGCAUCACGGAACUGUCUUGUCAAUGCUGCUCGUGUGGUGAAACUUGGAGACUUUGGAAUGACAAGGCCAAUGUUUGAAAAUGAUUACUAUAAAUUCAACAGAAAAGGAAUGCUUCCUGUCCGAUGGAUGGCACCUGAGAGUUUGGAACUGGGUAUUUUUACACCAAGCUCUGAUGUGUGGUCCUAUGGAGUGCUACUGUAUGAAAUCAUUACAUUUGGAAGUUUCCCCUUCCAAGGACUGAGCAAUAAUCAAGUGUUAGAGCAUGUGAAAGCUGGAAACACUAUUCAGAUCCCAACUGGUGUGAAACCUCAGCUGGAAGCUCUUAUUCGAUCCUGCUGGAAUAAAGAUUAUAAGCGAAGGCCAAAUGCAUCUGAGAUUGUGGAAUUUCUUGCCAACAAUCCACGACUCUUAUCACCAUGCCUUGAUAUGCCAUUAGCCUCAGUACAGAUGGAAGAUACAGGUCAACUAGAAAUGCAUCUUCCAGAAAGGUUUCGCAAAUGUUCCUUAACAGCUUCAUUGUUGCAGAGUAACUCAGAACUAAGUAAUGGUUGUGUACGUGAACCUCUUUUGAGCUCUAAGUAUAUCACAGCACAUCAAGAUGAUGAAGACUUUGAAGAUGAAUACUGUGGCCAUGACCCACCUGGUGGAAUUAAGCAAGUGGACUCCAUUCUUUGACAGCAUACACUCAGUGGACAGCCAGCCAACUGUGCCACAGAAAUUGUGUUCCUGUAGCUAUAGUAUUUGGCACUAUCGCCUACAGUAACCGGUGAAGUUAACCACAGUAGUAAAUUGUGGUCUGGUUGCGUACUGUGUAUACAAAAUCUGCAUCUGCAGUAGUGUUUAAUGGUGAUGGUCAUGACGCCACACUAUAUAAGCAUUAUAAAGCUGCAGGAAAAUUUUAACUAGCCAUCAGCUGUGUGAAAUACCUCUCUAAUAGAUGUUAAUUAUUAUGUGGUUCCAUUUCACUAUAUGAAAUUUGUUUUUCUGGCUGAUUGUAGCUACACAUUUCUUUUCCUGCAGUGAGAAAGUGAAAAAGUGCUAAGCACUCUAGUGAACUGUUGAUUUAAUAAACAAUUUAAAAAGAGUCAAUAUCUCUUAAAUAAAUAUGCUGCUCAGCAGGUCAGAGAUAAAAGCUGUAAUGAGAUAUUUCAAAAUAUUUAUAAUUACUCUUUGUUACAACUAAUGAAUUUAACUGGCGAUUCCUUUGAGUACACAAUUUUUUAUUUUUAGGCAUUCAGUGGAGAAAGUGGUUCAAAACCCUAUGCAUAUGAGCAAGUAAGAAAGUGCCAGUUUCAUUCCAACCAUUGUAACCAAAUUAUUCCUCUAGUCUUAUUUAUAUACUUAUGUUCCCAUUCAUCAACAAAAGUUUCUAGAUGAAUUCACAGUUUUAAGUUUAUGAAUCCUUGCAGAGUCUAUAAUUAGAUGACAGAAUCCAAAACCUCUGCACUUCUCAUUCUCAUUACCUCUUAUAUAGUAAGGAUUAUCUGAUACUGAUGUAAAAGAUUUCAAAAGUCUUUUGGAGAAAAAAAGGUUUCAAAAAAUGCACAAACACCAUGUUUUUUUUUACUGAAUUUUUGGUUAAAAUACAUGCGUGUAUCGAAGCAUGGCAAAUUGUAAACAUUCCUUACAUUUAUUUGUCACAUGUUUAUGAAGAUCACUUCUUUAUCCAAUAUCCAUGACAAGAUUCUUGAUCAGAAGAAUAAAAGAAGGUUAAGUUAUAGUUCUGUAGUAAUACUGUACUUAAUGUCUCUCAUCUCUCUUUGUCCACACAAUUGAGACAUAUUACUGAUUAUAUGAACUAAUUCUUUUCAAGAGUCACAUAGCUCAGGAAUGUGUGUUUUUUAAUUCUAACACUAGGUGGUUUUCAUUUACAUUAGUUCAUAAUAAAAAUUUUGAGGCCAAUGUCUUUUGUAGUGCUACAUGCUUUUUUUUAUAUUCAAGUGAUUGUGUUGUAAAACAGCUUAUGUGGGCACACAAUGGAUAAUGUAUGUCCCACUGUCUGAGCAGUACACUAUCUGUGACAUUUCCUUUCUUUUAUAAUGUCUCACCACAAUUCCUCAUUCAAAAUGUUUGCAUCUUAUUACAGUGAACUUUCAGUUUCAUCAAAUGUAUGUAAUAUAAAUGCUUUAACAAACUUUAUUAGCCAUAAGAAAAGAAUAACGGAGUUGUUUUACAGUUUUAAAGGUAAAACACUUAUUGGUUCUUUUGUGUGUGUGUUGACAGGAAUUAUGUUUCACAUUUUUCAAAUCUUUUAAUAUGUUUGUAAUAUGUGACUCGAGAUGUUUAUUUAAAAUAACACAGUAAUGGCAGAGGGUCAUAAAUGUCAAGUGCAAAGGGAUUUAAAACAAACAAGUUGCAUUAUAUAACUGCAAACUAUUAUCAUACAUUAUGUUCUUUUUAUAUUAGUUCACUUAUUACAAAUUCAGGACAUCAGAUGUAGACACUUGUUGCAAAGUCAUCUUUAUUACUAUUGACAUGUUGUCUGCAUAAAUUCGUGUCAGAUGAAAUGCCAUAUUAAAUUUUCUGUUCUUUAACAUGCAACAAAUAUUAGAGUGCAUGUCCUUCAUGGACAAUAUGAUAAAAUUGCAUUCUCCACUUAACUGAAUCUCCAAAUAUUGAAAAACAUUUUUAUAUACUGGAAAUAAUUGACCAUGUUGCUAUCCACUGAUAUUGUUUUGUAAAGUGGUUUCUCAGUUUUUUUGUCUGGAGAAACCAUGUUUACUUGUUUUAUGUAUUUGUUUAGGAAUCACAUCUCAUGUAUUGAGAUGAUAUGUGUUUGUAUUUUAUUUUAUGGUACAUAGAAAAAUUUAUUCUCUCUUUCAACAACAAAACAGCAUGUUUCAUCACAAUUGAAUGUAAUCACAUAAAUCUCAAAUUUCACAGAAGUGUCUCUAAGAGUAUUUAAUGCUGGUUAUUUAAUUGCAAUGGUGGGUAAUGUAGUUUUCACUGAUAAGGGUUGACUAGUAUGAGCUUUGGAGAUCUAGAUCUCAUAUCAAAAUGAACCAUCAGACCCUUUAAUUUAGGAGGAAUUAUUUACUCCACAGGUGUCAAUAACUCAUAAUGUUGUCAGAUUACUCAGAAACUCAUACAAGAUUUUCUAAGCGUAGUUCAAAGAACUAUCCAUUUUAAGCUAAGUGAUAAAUAUACAUGUGCUGCAAAGAAAGUGUGCUAGAAAUGAGCAUCUAAAGCAUUCUACUAAGAAGGUACACAGUUGGAGCGAAGAACCUGGGUAUUGGUGUUAACAAGCUUGGCUUCUGCAUGUGCAAUGAGAGUGAGGGUUUUAAGAUAUUUUCUAUUACAGUCAAUGUUGCAUUAAAUAAAAUAUUAUGUAAAUUGUGUGUGACAAAUUAACUCUGUGUACCAGUUCAGAAUUUGUACCCAGAUAUUUAACUGUCAUGAAGGGAUGUCACACAAAUCAAUUAAAAGCUUCAACAGCAUCAGCCAAACUUACUGCAUUAAUCUAAAUCUUAGAUUACUGGUCUAUUCCAACUGAUAAAAUCUACUUUUUUUCUGUUCAUGCUGUUGAAAUAAUUAAAGUAAAUCUAACUGCAGUUAUCUGACUUGGGGAUAAGUAGACCAAUAGUUUUGCUCCCUAACUUAACUGCUGUCAGCUUUUCAAUGCCCAAAGGGUAGCCUCAUUUACACCUUCCUAAGUAUUUGAAGUCUGUCAAGAGCUUACAGUUUAAUAUCUGAGAAAAUAUAUUACCAGGAAACAAAAUAAGUGAAAAUUCUUGGAAGUAUUGUUGAGAUCUAUACACAGAAAUCUCAAUUUAGUUUUCCUGGCAUAUGUUGUUUUUGACAUGCUGUUAUGUAUUCUGCUGGAUAAUUUCAUCCAGAUUUUGUGAUAUGACAGCAGGCUGAUGAAUGAAUGACUCAACCAUCAGCUCAGCUUAUUGAAAUUUUGUAACAUCUGGAUGCCAUUACCCAGAAGAAUACUUUAGAACAGGUCAAAAUCACUCUAUAAGCUACCAGCAAAUAUAUUCCAUCUUCCUUUCAAGACAAGCUUGUGAAAUAUAAAUUCUGUCCCUUAUAAAUGAAAAGACUGUACUAAAAAGCUUCUGUUGUCAUCAAAUAUGUUUUGUGACAGGAUCAUGGUUAUUUUUGGUACUCCUAAGAGGCAAACAAUUCAGGUAAAGACUCUAAAUAUAUGCAUUAGUGAUAGAUUAAAUGUGAUUUUUGUGUCCAUCAUGAUAGAAUCCUAAUGUUUUUUCUUUCUCUUUUUAUAAAUAAUAGUCAGAUAUAAAUCUGUGGUGCAAACAUCUAGGAAACGUGAGUGAACUUGACUCUGUACUGUAGGUUUUUCAUUUAAUAUAAAUAAUUUAGUCAAACAAUGGAAAAUACAGAUGAAAUAAUGACAGUACUAUGAAAAAGAUAGCCGCUACCCACCAUAUAGUGGAGAUGCUGACUCGCAGAUAGACACAACAAAAGGACUGUCAAACAAGUAAUCUUUCAGCCAAAAAGCUCUUCAUCAGAAUUAGACAACGUACACACAUACAAAUAUCUCACACAGACACGGCCUUGGCAGCAAGCGAUUUUGGUCACUUGUGUGUGAGUUGCAUCUGCAUUGUAUGUGUGUGUUUUGUCUAAUUAUGAUUAAGGAGUUUUUGGCCAAAAGUUUAUUUGUUUUCAGUCUUUUUGUUAUGCCUAUGUGUGACUCAACAUCUCUGCUAUGUGGUGAGUAGCAACUGUCUUUUUCAUAAUACUGAAAUAAUUUAGUCAAGUUUGAGAUUAUCAGAUGUAAGUUACAAUAUACAGAAAGCAACACAAAUCAGCACACCGAAAAACACAGUUAGCCCAACACCCAAAACAGUGCUAAACAGCACAUUUUAAACUUCAAGGUUCACAGAUUCCAGCCCUCCCAAGCAUCACAGAAAGCCAGGAAGAAACAAAGCAUGGUUUCUAGAACUCAAAUGUGAAUGUUUGUGUGCAUUAGUUCUUUAUGGACAGUGACUUUCCUAUUCAUAUUUUGUAGACAGUGACUUAUUCAUAUUUGCUAUAUCUUCAUGUGUACAUUUGAGGCAUGUUAAGUUUUAUUGCCCAUAAGUUUCAUAUCUAUUUGUGAGUUAUUUGUUGACUCUAACACGAUCUCAAAUAUUUCCAUUGAGUAUGAACUUUUCCUUUCUUGCAUAUUUUGUAUUUAUUUUUUAUGUCACAUCAUUUUGUGGGCAGUGUUGUUGUGGAGCUAUCAUUAAAAGGUUUAUUUAUAGUCAUGUUCCUUUUCUCUUUCCAUAAUACAAGGAUCUGUUCCUUGUCUAACAUGUUUAGGUUUGUUGCCUUCACAUUAUCAUGCACUUGAUUUAUUCACUGUUCAUUUGAGCAGAGUUCCAGUGGCUUUUUUUUUUUUUUUUUUUUAAAAAAAAAAAGACGAAAUGUAAUUUUAGAUGAAAGUCCAUUUUUCUAUGUUUUGGUUCUUAGUCUGAAAAUGUAGGCAUUUUAAUAGCAAAAUUAUUUCUCUAUUAGAGUCUUAUUUGUUGUUCUUGUUUCUUGUGAUUUUGUUAGUAAUUGGUCCUCCUCCCCUUUCCCAACACUUGGUGAGAAUGGAGUAAAUUAUGAUGCAUUUGAAAUGUUUGUGAGAUAUAUUUCAGUGACUGAAAUUUGUGUUAUCCGUAUUUGUAUUCAGUCUUAUCAUUUGAGUGUUCACAUUAAUAUACUAUUUUAAAGCUGGUAAUUAUCAAUGCUUCAAAGCUUACUUUAUUUUGCACUUUAAGUGUAAAUGGAAGUCUAAGGUACAAUGAAUUAUUAUUUCAUUAUAGUCUUUAACGUUAUACACACUCUGAAUUAAUAUUGCAUCUUUGUUAUUCAGUUCUAGCUUUUAAUUUACAGUGAAGUGUCACUUCAUGCAUUCACUGUUCUUUCUUACCAGUCAGUACUGCAGUACAGAUUUGCAAUAAUCGCAUCAUUCAGUACUUUCAGUGAUUCAUGUCAAUGAUUUGUAUUAAGGGGACUGGUCUGAUUCUCUCUAAUGAGAAAAUAUAGUUGGUAGCUAAUUUUUCAUUAGCUUUCAGUGGCUAUUACUAUAUUUAGCAUUUAGAUGAAGUAACUUCAAUCUGUAUCUAUUACUAUUUCUCCUGGUCUGCUGCGCAGCUAAGAUAAAAUUUAAAAAGAUACAUGUAUGCUUGUUUGUAUGAUAUGUAACUGGUUUGUGUCAAGUUUCAUAUGGAUGUGAUUUUGAUGUUGUUUACUUUUUGUCACUAAUGCACCAUUACUGAGUUGCAAUGUGCUGAAAAUGUACUGGUAUGAUAAUUAUGUUUAUGCAUACAUUUGUAUUUGUAUGUCAAUGAAGUACCUGAUGUAGUUAAUAUGUCAUUACUAUUAUUAUUAUUGUUAUUAUUAUUAUUAUUGUUAUUAUUAUUAUUGUCAUCUUCAUCUCGAUUAUCAUGUCCUCAUCCUGUGUGUCAUCAUUUUUGUACCUAAUUUACACACUGAUAAAUUUGCUUAAAGCACAUGUGUUGCUGUAAAGUGUGAAAAGUUGAUUAUGAAUCUCCUGUAUUAUUUAAGCAAAAGUAGAAUUAAUAGAUACAUUCUGUACCUCUAAUCUAAUAUACCAGUCCUUAAGUGAAAAAAAGGUUACAUGCAGUCAAGCAUAUAAUUCUGUAAGGAAUAAUGCGAAGUGGUUGUCAACAUACAAAACUUGUUGCAGUGGUCAAAACAAAUGUGGCUUUGCAUCAAGAUACAGCAUUUUUAUGGCAGAUGAAAAUUAAUUUCCUUGCUUCAAUACAGUUUGAUGAGUGGAUGACUAUAUGACUCAUCCUUCUCAUUGUUCUUGCCACAACUGAAAUUCAUUAUUGGUAUGAUACUUUUUAUUUUGUUAAUGAUUUUUACUAAUGGCAUUUUUUUGUACAAAUUGUAAAUGAUGUAAUUUUUGUCAUCCUUUUCUGUAUAGUAUCCUUAGCAAAUGACCAAGAAAUAUUCAUGUAUAUUCUAUUUAUGUCAAAUAUUGCAUAUUGUGACUGGUAACCAAAGUAUUUGUUUCUUAGCUCAAAUAAAUGCGUAAUACCUUA
This is a messenger RNA of Schistocerca gregaria, 10681 nucleotides long. RefSeq lists its product as uncharacterized. Lineage: Eukaryota; Metazoa; Arthropoda; Insecta; Orthoptera; Acrididae. The record is from RefSeq and is a predicted model, not a curated record. Gene Ontology annotation, cellular component: signaling receptor complex. The coding region runs from base 522 to 4355 and encodes 1277 amino acids. The transcript has 27 exons. Gene Ontology annotation, molecular function: transmembrane receptor protein tyrosine kinase activity; ATP binding. Gene Ontology annotation, biological process: cell surface receptor protein tyrosine kinase signaling pathway; multicellular organism development; protein phosphorylation.